GCGCAGGGACCGGGCCGGGGGCGGGGCCGCGCUGCGCCAAUCGGCGGGCGAGUCCGCGUUGCCGCUCUAGGCCGCUCCGCUUCGGCUCGCUGGUCCCAGAAGGCGCCGGGUUCCCCAAGAUGGCGGCCGACGUGUCCGUUACUCACCGGCCCGCGCUGAGCCCGGACGCCCGAGCCGAGGGGGACGGCGGCGAGGCCGCGGAGCGCCGGGCCCCCGAGCGGGAGCUGCCGCAGCUGGAUCCCGACGAGAUCCGGAGGCGCCUGGAGCACACCGAGCGCCAGUUCCGCAACCGCCGCAAGAUACUGAUCCGGGGCCUCCCGGGGGACGUGACCAACCAGGAAGUGCAUGAUCUCCUCAGUGACUAUGAGCUCAAGUACUGUUUCGUGGACAAAUACAAAGGCACAGCCUUCGUGACUUUGCUGAACGGGGAGCAGGCGGAGGCGGCGAUCCGCACCUUCCACCUUAGCCGCCUGCGGGAGCGCGAGCUGUCGGUGCAGCUGCAGCCCACGGACGCCCUGCUGUGCGUGGCCAACCUGCCCCCCAGCCUCACGCAGGCGCAGUUCGAGGAACUGGUGCGACCCUUUGGGAGCCUGGAGCGCUGCUUCCUGGUCUACAGCAAGCGCAGCGGCCACUCCAAAGGCUACGGUUUUGCCGAGUACAUGAAGAAGGACUCGGCCGCUCGCGCCAAGUCGGACCUGCUGGGCAAGCCGCUGGGCUCACGCACGCUGUACGUGCACUGGACAGACGCCGGGCACCUGACGCCCGCCCUGCUGCACUCCCGCUGCCUCUGCGUCGACCGCCUGCCUCCUGGCUUCAACGACGUGGACGCCCUGCGCCAGGCGCUGUCUGCCGUCCACACGCCUACCUUCUGCCAGCUGGCGUGCGGCCAGGACGGGCAGCUGAAGGGCUUCGCGGUGCUGGAGUAUGAGACGGCCGAGAUGGCGGAGGAGGUGCAGCAGCGGGCCGACGGCCUGGCCCUGGGUGGCAGUCACCUGCGCGUGUCCUUCUGCGCCCCGGGGCCGCCUGGCCGCAGCAUGCUGGCUGCGCUCAUCGCCGCCCAGGCCACGGCCCUCAACCGGGGGAAGGGGCUGCUCCCCGAGCCGAACCUGCUACAGCUGCUCAGCAGCCUGGGCCCCUCCGCCUCGCUGCAGUUGCUGCUUAACCCCCUGCUGCAGGGCGGCGCUGGCGGCAAGCAGGGCCUCCUGGGCGCACCACCGGCCAUGCCGCUGCUCAACGGGCCUGCCCUGUCCACAGCACUGCUGCAGCUCGCCCUGCAGAACCAGGGCCAAAAGAAGCCGGGGAUCCUGGGAGACUCCCCUCUGGGGGUGCCACCGGCCAACCCCCUCCUGGGGGAAGGGCCUGCAGGAGGGGCCCUGCCCCCAGAGAUGCCACCUCGGCGAGGGAAACCACCCCCACUGAUGCCGCCCCUGCUGGGCCCCUCAGGGGGUGACCGGGAGCCCCUGGGCCUGGGUCCCCCAGCAGCCCAGCUCACGCCGCCCCCUGCCCCCGGGGGGCCCCGCAGCAGCAGCCUCAGGGGCCUGCAGAAAGGUGGCGGGCCUCUGCCUCCCUCCUCUGGGGUCUCACUGCUCGGGGAGCCCCCGAAAGACUACCGGAUCCCCCUGAACCCCUACCUGAAUCUACACAGUGUGCUUCCGCCCAGCAGCCUGGCGGGGAGGGAGCCCCGUGGCUGGGGAGGCCCUGGCAGAGGCCCCCACCCGCCUGAGGGCCCCCCACCCAACCCCCCGGCCCCCAGGGGUGGGGGCAGCAAAGCCUUCCCGCUCAAGUCCCACCUGCUCAGCCCCCUCUCCAGUUCCCGCCUGCCCCCCGAGCCAGGGCCCCCCGACGGCUACGGUGGCUUUGAGUGCCCCCCGGACGUGGGACCUCGGCGUCUCUACCCCCACCCGCGGGAGCCCGGCUUCGGACACCACAGACCUAACCGCCACAAGAUGUCGCCCCCAUCCAGUGGCUUCAGUGAGCGGGGUGGCGGCGCUGGGGGGGGCGGACCCCUGUCUCACUUCUACUCGGGUUCCCCCACCUCCUACUUCACCAGCGGCCUGCAGGCCGGCCUGAAGCAGAGCCAGCUCAGCAAGGCGGUCGGCUCCUCCCCGCUGGGCUCCGGGGAAGGGCUCCUGGGCCUGAGCCCGGGGCCCAACGGCCACAGCCACAGCCACAGCCACCUGCUGAAGACCCCGCUGGGCGGCCAGAAGCGCAGUUUUGCCCACCUGCUGCCCUCACCCGAGCCCAGCCCGGAAGGCAGCUACGUGGGCCAGCACUCCCAGGGUCUUGGUGGCCACUACGCAGACUCCUACCUGAAGCGGAAGCGCGUUUUCUAAGGGA
Messenger RNA from Ochotona princeps (American pika), 2337 nucleotides. It is a transcript of the gene RAVER1, whose product is annotated as ribonucleoprotein, PTB binding 1. The record is from RefSeq and is a predicted model, not a curated record. The coding region runs from base 120 to 2333 and encodes 737 amino acids. The transcript is spliced from 13 exons. Lineage: Eukaryota; Metazoa; Chordata; Mammalia; Lagomorpha; Ochotonidae. Gene Ontology annotation, cellular component: cytosol. Gene Ontology annotation, molecular function: mRNA binding.